Messenger RNA from Oncorhynchus gorbuscha (pink salmon), 2970 nucleotides. RefSeq lists its product as uncharacterized. Gene Ontology annotation, biological process: regulation of transcription by RNA polymerase II. NCBI's taxonomy places the organism in Eukaryota, Metazoa, Chordata, Actinopteri, Salmoniformes, Salmonidae. The record is from RefSeq and is a predicted model, not a curated record. The transcript has 6 exons. Gene Ontology annotation, molecular function: transcription cis-regulatory region binding. Gene Ontology annotation, cellular component: nucleus. Bases 240 to 2132 code for a protein of 630 amino acids.
AGCGUUGGACCUUGGUGUCAUUCAGAAGGCACAGGACAGGUGUGUGUUAGUAUGUGUGUGUGACAGGGAGAGGUGACAAUACUGUGGAAAACAGGAGUGGAGACUGUAUUGAAGCUACCAAUCUGCAGAUAUAAAACACUGAUCUUAUAGAGCCGGUGGAUGCGCUGCAGCCUGGUGUGGAGGCCUGAGACUGAGACCUAGCCACCUCUAUUCUGUCUCUGAAAUCACAGGCAGACAUCAUGGCCCAGGCGCAAGAGGAGAGACCCUCAGAACAGGAGAAAGAGAUGGGAGAGGAGACCUUCCUCAAAGACCUCUAUCAGUACAUGAAGAAGAGAGAUACACCCAUAGAGAGAAUACCACACCUGGGCUUCAAACAAAUCGAUCUUUUCAUGAUGUACAAGACUGUGAAAAGCAUGGGCGGCUACCUCCAGGUCACGACCCAGCAGCAGUGGAAGCAAGUGUACAACACCCUGGGAGGAAACCCCAGAAGCACCAGUGCAGCCACCUGCACCCGUAGACACUAUGAGAAGCUGCUUCUGGCAUAUGAGUGUCAUGUAAGAGGAGAAAACUACAUGGAGGUCCUGCCACGGCACCAGCAGAAGCGUUUACAUUACAGUAGUCUCAGUGAGGAGGAAGAGUGCCCCAGGACAGCCAAACGUAGCAUGGCAUAUGGCGCUCUCCAGACUUCCCAGCAACAGAACCCCCAUCAUUUCCUGACAGACUCCAGAGUGAGGAUCAUCCCUAUGCCUGCACACUACCAUCCAAACUAUCACCACCCUAGCCACCCCGCUCUGCCCCCCUAUGUCCACCCACCUCUGAGCCCCAGCAGCCACCCCAGCAGCCACCUCAGACCCCAACCCCCAUAUCUCCCCUCCCCUCAAGGGCAGACAGAAAGGGCCAAGGAGCCUCUGGAGCGCUUGCGCCUCCUGGCCAACCGGUACAAGUGCUCCUCAGACUGGAAUGAGCCACUCAACCUCAGUUGCAAGAAAUCUUGCCUAGAGUCAGGCGGUCAGCCUGCUUCGUCCUUUGCCCCUCCUCCCUCCAACAAAUCCCCAAAGUUUUUGAAUACGCCCUCGCCGCUUUACCCCACCAAGGAGAUGGCUAAAGACGAGGGCUGUGAGACACCGGAGGGGAAGUCACCCCCCGAGAGAUCCUACCUCUACCCCUUGGCAACCAGAGAUGGCUAUGUCAUCGACCUCACUUCCUCCUCUGGCGGUUCCUCCCGCAGCCCGACUCCAGCCUCCAGCCCAGGCAUGAAGACAGAGUCCCCCGUUUCCUGUCCACUGCAGAGUCGCAAGGUCAGCGCCCCCUCCAUGGUCCACGUCCCUAGACCCCUGAAGAGAGAAUACCCAGAUUGGCCCAGGGGGGAGAGGGGAGAAAGCCCCAAGCACAGUCAGGGGCCUCUCAAUCUCAGCUGCGCUCUGCCCAACCCCCCCAGAGAGACAGGGGGAAGGAUGGAGAUCCAGAUCCCGCUGGCGCUUCUCCAAGACUGGAUAAAAGGAGGCCUGCUGUGUGGGCCUGCUGGUUCACGGCCUGGGGCUCCAUCCCUGCAGGGUCCAACACCACCAGAACCAAGAGAAAGGACACAGACCAGAACUGACAUCUCCCUCACCAUGGCGAACCAUGCUGACCAGAUCUUCCACAGCCCUCACAGAGACCAGGAUAGGAGCUCUGGGUACCUGAGGGAGAGGAGUCUGGAGAGGUACAGGAACCUGCCUAGCCCCACCACCACCUGCCCUACUUCCAGUCACCGCCACCCCAUGGCGCCAUACCAGAUCUCCAGCUACAAGGCUCAGCUAUCAGGGAGCACCCUACGUCACCCGGCCAGCAGGGACUUGUACCCCUGGGAGAAACAGGAGAACUCCAGGGGGCCCUACCACCCAAGACCCAUGCAACUCCAUGAUCUACGGGACAGAGCCCAGCCAAUCCCCUUGAAGAUCCACCCCAGCAGUCAGUCUCUGGAACAGGAUGAUGUAGGCCCCACAUCCCUAGCCUGUAGUACAGACACAUCCCAGGGAAUGGUGGAAAACUCUAGGAAGGCUUUGAUGGUGGACCCCUCAUCUUCCUCUCUAGUACCACUGACAACUGAGGAGUUCAUGAAGUUAAAGAGGCUCAUCUCAAGCUCCUCGUGAACAGAAUGCAACAAGCCAACACUCCUGCUAAUUUACAGAAAACAAGAUGCACUCUGGGCAAAAGAUGUAACAUGUCAAUGUUGACAUUGGACGCUUGGAAAAGCAUUACUGUACAUACAAUAUUGCAUAGAGAAAUGCCCUGACACAACAAAUAUACAUGUAUAUAGAGUACUGUUUCAAUUAUGACACACAGCUCAAAGGGCAUUGUAGCACUUUUGAAAUACUACAGAAUAUGAAUUGUCUUUUAAUAUUCUGUGUUUUUAUCAUUUGAAGCUUGCUAACAAUUUAUUAUGCACUGGAGUGAAGUUAUUAUCCAAAAUGAAUUAUUUUUGUGCCUUCAUCUCUGGGAUUUGUUUUGAACAUGAAGUAGCAUUGAAAUAAAUAGUUUUUAAAGUUUAAUUAACAGUCACGAAACUACAGGUUUACCACGUAGACAGCAAAGGUACAUUUUGUGGGUGUUGAGAAUUGAGAGCCAUAAUGUUUUGAGAAGGAACAAUUACAGUAUAUACAAAUAAAAUGUAAAAGAAAAGGUUUAUUAUGAAAAUGUGAAUGUUUUAUAUACACUGAGUGUACAAAACAAAGUACUGACCAGGUGAAUUCAGGUGAAAGCUAUGGUCCCUUUUUGAUGUCACUUGUUAAAUCAGUGUAGAUGAAGAGGAGACAGUUAAAGGAAUUUUAAGCCUUGAGACAUGGAUUGUGUGCCAUUCAGAGGGUGAAUGGGCAUGACUAUAUAUAUAUAUAUAUAUAUUUGUAAAACAAUUUUUUCCUAUUCUUAUUUUACGACAAGUAAUGUUGGCAAAUAUUUCACACAAUAAAAAUUCUGAUCGUUUUUUCCUUA